This is a messenger RNA of Notolabrus celidotus (New Zealand spotty), 752 nucleotides long. It is a transcript of the gene birc5a, whose product is annotated as baculoviral IAP repeat containing 5a. Bases 140 to 568 code for a protein of 142 amino acids. The transcript is spliced from 4 exons. Lineage: Eukaryota; Metazoa; Chordata; Actinopteri; Labriformes; Labridae. The record is from RefSeq and is a predicted model, not a curated record.
UCCCCAGCAGCCAAUCAAAUCAUCCAAAGCAGAAUCUCACUAACAUUUGAAAACAUCCUUCUUUAGCUCAGUGGCUCAAGUGGGUCCACACAGUCCCAACAAGUUCAGGCUAUUUUAAUUUAUUGUAACUCGUAAUAAGAUGGAGCCGUUCAACGAAGAGGAUUUCAAAAUGUAUUUCUACGAGAACAGACUUAAAACUUUCGAGGGGUGGCCUUUCGACGAGGACUGUUCGUGCACCCCGGAGAACAUGGCCAAAGCUGGUUUCAUCCACACCCCCUCAGAUAACAGCCCAGAUAUCGCCAUGUGUUUCUUCUGCCUCAAAGAACUGGAGGGCUGGGAGCCCGAGGAUGAGCCAGAAAAGGAGCACAAAUCUCAUUCCCCGGCGUGCCACUUCAUCAGCCUGAAGAAGAAGGUCGAGGAGCUGACUGUGGAAGAAUUUUUCAAACUACAGAAGGAGAGGCACAAGUUCAUGAUUAACAAAUCCUGUAACGAGACCAUUACCAAGUUUGAGGAGGCAGCCAAAUUGAGGAGGGCGGAUAUCAUCAAGACAGCGAUGGGCGAAGAGUGACAGGAGAAUAGAUGCUGAUGAAUGAGAGGGGCAAUGUUCGAGGGAGUGAUUGAUGGUUGCUUCGAAGUGACUUAACAUUUUUAUGUUUCUUUCAUUUGUCUUGUAUUACUGUUUAUCUGCCAUCUUUUAUAUCUUCUGUUUUUAUGUGAUUUGUUUUAUUCAAUAAAUGUUAUCUGUUUAAUUA